UCAACUUAAUCAGCUGUUUCGUUAUAGUACACAAUGUGUGUUCCAAAGAAAAUGUGUUUUCCUUUCAUCGAAAUCAUUUAUUGCGUAAGAACAGUUAUACACAAAGAAAUAUCUUCUACAAUAUGCUAAAGGAUACUCCUAAUAACGUCAUUAAUAAUCUAACCUUGUCAAUACCAAUGUCUUAAUUACACAUCAGAUUUUGAGUAGUACAGUGACUAGUGGCGACAGCGGUGGUAGAAUUACUUUUGGAGAUGGAGGUAGUGGCAGUGAUAAAAGCGGUAGUGAUGGCGGCAACCAUGAUGGUAUGGUGAUAGAGCAAUGACAUUGUCGUACAUUUAGAAAAGUAUUCAUCUGCUGACAGCAGAAUUUUCAAUGUGAAUUGUAAUGUGAGGCCCGUAAAAAAAUGAAGAUUUGCAUAACGUGCGUGUAUUGGGCAUUACUUUUUAUAUCAGUCGCUUCCAGUGCCCUACUCUUCAUCAUAGUAGCUUCAGAAAAUGCAGAAAACAAUUAUCAUUCAUCUUUUAAAAAUAAUGAAACAUCAGAAGUUUAUGAUAAUGAUACAUUGGAGAGCAUAGAAAACGAUACAUCUGAGUUAUCUAACAUAGCUGUUGUUAAAAUAAAGAAUCCAAGAAAAUUAGAAACUAAUUAUGAGGAUCAUUAUUAUCAGGAAAAAUUUCCCAAAACUUCUAUCAACUUUGAAACUAUUACAAAUGGUGAAAUACAAAGAAAUGAGAAUCCUUAUGAAGAUAUAAAUAUUGUGGCUGAGAGUCUUCCUCAACAACCCAAUCUAUCCCAGGGAAUUUCUGAAACUGAACAAGCUUCAGUAUUAACUCUAUUAGAUACAGCUGCAGCCGAGUUGCAAAGUUUAGUAGAACCAAAAUUAACUUCAGAAUUUGCAAGAGGCAGAUUAUUUGGAAAGAAUUCUUCAUUAUUAACAAAAACAUCUAAGAUUGGGCAAGAAACAAAAAAAGAAGAGAUAGAAAUAUCAUCUAGCACACAUGUUCCAUCAACUAUUGACGAAGAAAACUCUGAAAGAUCUAACCGAACAAAUAUUCUUGGAGAAGAUUUGUUAUUACUACCAAAUGAAGUUACUGAAGGAAUAUCGGAAGGAGUAGUGGUAGUUAGAGCUGAACAGGGUCCUAUUAUUAUCGACGAAACAGAGUUCCUUGAAGAUGAAGUUAAAAUACUUUCUGAUGAAGUUACAAAAACGGAUAAUAUAGUCACAAUAGCUCCAGAACUCAGUGACUCUGAUGCCAAAGCUCGAUUAAUCAAACAUACUAGAGACGAAGCUCCUGCUACCAUUGUCAUUGGUGAAGAGAUUGUAUCUGUAGGAUCUCCUGAUCCACAUGAAGAUAUUCCAUCUUUUAAUGAGUGGACACAAAAAAGAUUGGAAGAAGCUGAAAAAAAGAAGACUCAUUCAAAUGCAUCAGUUCAAAAUUCUGGAACACCAGCUCGAGGAAUUGGUGGAAUGAAGGUUCGUUCCAAGAAUUAUGCUUCUCCAGACUGUGGAGCUAAAGUUGUAGCAACGAAUCCAGAAGCCAGAAGUGCUAGAAGCGUUCUUGCGUCUACUAGAGAUGAAUAUAUGCUAAAUACUUGUACAUCUCGUAUAUGGUUUGUAGUAGAACUUUGUGAGGCCAUCCAAGCCAAGAAAAUUGAGUUGGCUAAUUUUGAGUUGUUUAGCUCAUCUCCAAAAGAUUUUUCAGUAUACAUUAGCGAUCGUUUUCCUACGAGAGAUUGGAGUAUAGUUGGUCAGUUCACCGCAAAAGAUGUAAAGGAUAUUCAAAGUUUCGUCCUACAACCACAUAUCUUCGGAAAAUUUAUUAAAGUGGAACUUCAUACGCAUCAUGGAUCUGAACACUUUUGUCCAGUUUCUUUAUUUCGUGCUUAUGGUACUAGCGAAUUUGAAGUUUUAGAAACGGAAACGGAAAAUCAAAUUUCUAGAGAAGCGAAUACGAAUGUGGACGAUGAUGAAGACAGUGACGAAGAAGAAGGUUUAGAUAUUGAAAUUGAUGAACCUCCAAGAAAUUUAUUUGGUAGCGCUAGAGAUGCAGUACUAAGUAUUGUGAAGAAAGCUGCCCAGGUACUAGGAAAAUCCAGUGACUUAACUGAUAAUAACAUUACAGCAAUUGAACAAAGUAUAGAUGACGCUAGUAUUCUUGGAGACUCUUUUGUAUGUUGUACUACGCCAAAAUAUAUGAUUUUUUGCAAUGGUUGUUCGACCCAAGAAUUUGCAAAGGUCUUCCAAUUAGUUAGUUGUCAAAAUAAGCAACUAAAUCAGUUGUUGAGGGUCAACCUUAUAAAUAAAACAUUAAAACAAAGUGGAUUCUGCAAGAAUUAUGGAGUAGGCUUUGGAACUUCUAUUAAAAAGAGUUCUGACCUGGAAAUUGCGAAAAUGAAAGAUUCAGAAGCAAAAUUUAACUCAACAAAAAAUUUGCAAUCGUCGUUCUUGACAUCUAUCUUUAAGUUUGAGUAUAUUGCAGCGCUUUGCAAUGCGUUGGCAAUAAAAGAAGGUAAAAUGGUAUUAAAUACAAGUUAUGAAAUGCAGUUUAACUAUUCCAAAAAUAUCAGUAAGGAAAAUAUAUCUCGUAAGAAUGAUGGAAAUUAUAGUAGUGAGUCCAUUAAAUCAUUUGAAAGUUCGUCAACAGCACAUACGUCAAGCUCAAAUAGUGGCAGUUCUGAGUCAGUGUCUCCUGGGGAAUAUCAGAAAACAAGUCAAGAACUACUAAACGAAGAAUCUGAAAAAUCCAUCGAGACUCCUUCAAGUUCUGAAAAUGUAGCUUCACAAAUUAAAACAACUAAACCAUUUGGAAAAGAGGAAAUAAAAAAUGAGUCUUCUGAUUCUAUUUUAGAAUCGGACAAAGAUACUGUAGAAGAAACGGCUUCACCUGAAAUGUUAACGACUAUUCCCAUGUCCCAAACUAGCGAACAACACACUAAUAUAAAAGUUUCUGAAGAAUCAUCUAUUACUCCUGGUACUACGAUUGAGAAUUUUCCUCAAACGACAACCACCAUUCCAGUGAUUAUUGGUGAUAAUAGCGAAGUGUUGCAUGAAGAUAUGUUGUCUGACAUAGAAUCUGUAGAAAUUCGAAACAUACAAAAUAACGUAGAAAAAAUAGAACGAUUUGAACAAGAAGGAAAGCAAGGACAACCAGAGAUUCUAGAACAAGAAAUAAAAUUAACUUCUCAAGAUUCUUUAACAUUUGAUACACUAUUAUCAGAUUUGAAAGAUUUAGAAGGAGAAGCAGUGCAGAUGCAAAGCGGAUCUGCUGCAAGUGCUUCUGCAACACAAUCGACAAUGAACAUCAUGCCACAGAAAGAAUCUGUUUUUCUUCGAUUGUCUAAUAGAAUCAAGGCAUUAGAGAGAAAUAUGUCUCUCAGUGGACAAUACUUAGAAGAGCUAAGUCGACGUUAUAAGAAACAAGUUGAAGAAAUGCAAAGAUCACUGGAACGAACGGUGUCAGUAAUGAAUGAAGAAACAAGAAAAAGGGAUGAACGAGAACUGAAAAAGGCCGAAGAAAUCGCUAUGCUAAGAGAAGAAAUAGCCAUUUUGUCCAAAUCACUGAAAAAUCUUCUGUACGACCGGAAUAGUUGGCAUGGAACAUUUGCAAUGAUAGGUCAAUACAUUGUGUUAUUAUGUUCCCAAAUUUUUGUGAUAUGCUUGAUUUUAUUGUACUGUCGAGCAAACAAAAAAGUUGAGGGAAAAGAAAAACAGCAGUUGAAGAAAGACACAUUACGACGAAAAAGUGCAGAAAAUUUUAGCUCUCACGUAAAGAAAACUAAAAAACGUCGCCCAAGUGAGAUAGCAUCUCACAUCACUGGCACGUACCGCGAGUUGAUGAUAGAUGAUAGAUCUCAAGAAUCCAAAAAAGAAAGAAAAAAGAAACGGAAGAAAGAAGCUGCGAGUGGUAGUAACAAAACAAAUAUGAAAAAUGAAGUAAGAAUGAACUCAGUUAUGGAUUACAAACAUCCAUCAAAUACUCUUACAGAUGAUGUAGAAGUAAUUUCAAGGAAUAUUUCAACUCUUAAAACAUCUCAAUCAAAUGAUUUUCAAGUUUAUAGGAGGCCAAAAUCUAUUUUGGAAAACACAACUGAUUGGUUCAACAAUUAUGAGACAGAACCCAGUGUUCAAUUAAUAAAAUCAUAUAAAGAAAACUUCGAUACGGAGUCGGUAAAAAGUUAUGAAUUGAGUAGUUCAUACAUUGAAGACCUGAGUGAAUCAAAUGUAUUGAAAGUAAGCAUGCUUUCAGAACAUGUUGAUCCAAGCGAGAAAACUAAAAUAUCGAAAGAUACUUUGAAUUUUAAUAAUAGUGGUGUAACCUUGAAAGAUACAAAAUUGAACGCGACAUCCUUCUUCAUUGAAACUGCUUUAAGUACAAGAAAAAAGAGGAAAAUUCAUUUGAAUUCUAUAAACGGAGAAUGGAGUCGAAAUUCGAGUGAUUCGAACGAUAUAUCUGUAGGAAUAAGUCCCACAAUUUCAAAAUCAUUGCCUGAAAACGUUUGUAAUGACUGUGAUACACCUGCUAACGGUCUAUCGGUGAAUCAAAGUGAUGAAUCUAGAAGCAGUAGUGUUAUAUCAAUGUCAAAAAAAAAGGACAAAAAAAGUACUGGUUUUAGGAAGAUGGUGAGAAAAUUUUUUUGAUUAAAAUAGAUUAAUCAACAAUGCUUGUUGAAGCUAAAUCGAAAUUUCUGAAACCGCAUUGGUUUCAUUUAAGUGCAGAGGACGCUUGUUAAAUGCUACGCUCGUACGAUAUUAUAUAAAGUGUAGAGUAUACAAAACAAAAUUAAGGUAUAUCGAAAUCAUCAUUGCUUGUAUAAAAUUUCGGAAUGUAAAUGUAACUGUUAGGAAAGUUAUUUGUACAUAGAACCGUUUGAAAAAGUCUGAUCACUUUAACAUGGCAUGCCAGUAGAAUUAUUUUGAGUAAUUUAAUUUAUAAAAUAGCUUUUUUCCUACGGUUUUCUUUUGUAAAUACUUUCAGAAUCAUCAUUGAUCCCGUUUGUCAUAUUAUAUCAGCAAUCAAUUGAAAGAGAAAUAAUGAGAUCAACAGUUUGAUAAAGCAUGAAGAGGUGGAAUUUGUGAUAGUUUAAACACAUCUUCAACCAGUAUUUUCAGUGAAUUAUCUAAUGUGUGCAAUAUUCUUUCAAUUAACCCCUGUUUUCAAGGAGACGACUGAUUUAUGUAUUAUUAAACAUUGUACAUAAAUAUAUAUGCAUUGUAUUUAUCUACGGUGAUAGCCUAAUAUAAUUAAGGAAUAGAUUAAAUAGCUAGUACUUAUCCAGCACUGCUUUUUUAAAGUUCGUUAUAUUUUUCAAUCUCAGAAUAACCAAUGAUCCUACAAUAAUAAUUAUUACCCUGAAAGUUUGAGUUUUAAUAAUAAUAUCAUGUGACUGUUAUGCUAAAGUUAUACAAAAUGUUUAAAUUGGUUAUUCUUUUAUUUAUAAGUGUUUUUAUUAUGAGUGUUUUUGAGUGUACGUGUGCGCGUGUACGUGUGUCGCUUAUUGUGAUAAUUAAGUAGCAAAACUGUUUUUGAAUGACAGUAAAUAGAGUAAAGAAAUUAUGUUAAAUAUAGUUGUAUAACGGAGCUCUGCUAGUGCCCUAUAUAAAUACAAACGAUUUUUAAUACAGUGGAUGUUUUAAUUAAUAAAUCUAUCUACUUGUUAUUAAAUUAAAUGUUUAAAAGUAUUCAAUUCCAAAUUAUUCUAUCUAUAAUCAAAAGCUUUGAAUAUAGCUUUAUUAUUUUAUAGAAUAACCAUAUUGUUUUUUAAAUUAAUUCAAAUAUAAGGAGUGAAAUAUCCUUAACCCUUUCACUGUUAUUGGCGCCUAUACAUGCUUAGAAAAUUUUUUUACAAUAUACUAUCGACGCCUAUAGAAGCUUAACUAAUUUUAACCCUUUGUCUUACAAUGUCGUGUCAUUUAUGUAUUACUUACAUAUUUCAUAUUUAUACUAAAUUAAAGUUAUUACGCAUUAGUGUAAAGCUUUACCGCCUGUUGCAACGAUUUAUAUUAAAAUAAUCUACAAUGAAAGAAUUAAAAUUUGACACUCCUUUUUUUAUUGAAAAUUGAAAUAC
Molecule: messenger RNA, 6066 nt
Organism: Nomia melanderi (Alkali bee)
Lineage: Eukaryota; Metazoa; Arthropoda; Insecta; Hymenoptera; Halictidae
Biological process (GO): protein folding in endoplasmic reticulum
Cellular component (GO): cytoplasm; membrane
Source: RefSeq, a predicted model, not a curated record